Molecule: messenger RNA, 477 nt
Organism: Capsicum annuum
Lineage: Eukaryota; Viridiplantae; Streptophyta; Magnoliopsida; Solanales; Solanaceae
Product: chitin-binding lectin 1
Exons: 1
Coding region: 1-477 (158 amino acids)
Molecular function (GO): chitin binding
Source: RefSeq, a predicted model, not a curated record
AUGAUGAGAACUAGAGAGACAGCAAUUAGUCUUUUGAUUCUUGCUUUGUUCCUCCUUAAUGUCUCUGCCUAUUUAUCUCUUCCCUUUCAUCUUCCAACCAAUAAUGAAACCUUUGGCCUUGAAUCAUACCCACAAGGACGAUGUGGAAGACAAGCUGGUGGUACAAAAUGUCCUACUGGAGCAUGUUGUAGUAUAUCUGGUUGGUGUGGAACCACAUCAGACUAUUGUACUCCUAGAAAGUGUCAAAGUCAAUGUGUUUUUCCACCCCCACCAUCAUAUCCAGAAGGACGAUGCGGAGAACAAACUUCUUUUAAAAGAUCAUGUCCUUCUGGACAGUGUUGCAGUAUAGCUGGUUGGUGUGGAAGCACAGGAGCCUAUUGUAAUCCUGGUUGGUGUCAAAGUCAGUGCAAAACUAUAACCUCGCCCACCAAGAAUCGCAUGAGAGGCAUUGAAAGCUUCCUGCUCAAUGCUCUCUAG